Messenger RNA from Protopterus annectens (West African lungfish), 3027 nucleotides. Its product is annotated as lysosomal protective protein-like. The coding region runs from base 98 to 1510 and encodes 470 amino acids. Gene Ontology annotation, biological process: proteolysis. The record is from RefSeq and is a predicted model, not a curated record. Gene Ontology annotation, molecular function: serine-type carboxypeptidase activity. The transcript is spliced from 15 exons. Lineage: Eukaryota; Metazoa; Chordata; Ceratodontiformes; Protopteridae.
GAUAUAAAUAUGAACCCAGAAUGGCUUGUCUGGGAGAAGGACAUUAUCCUCCAUUCUUAUAAGCAUCUCCCAAGCACUUCUGCAGUCCUGGAGAGGGAUGUCCCCAUUUAUAAUGUUGGCUUUACUGCUUCAGUUUUCUGAUGUGAGAUUGGCACCAGUUGCAGAUGAGAUCACCUACCUUCCUGGUCUGGCAACGCAGCCCACCUUCAAGCAGUACUCUGGAUACCUGCACACAGUCACUGGUAAACACCUGCAUUACUGGUUUGUGGAGUCUCAGAGUAACCCAUCUGCCUGUCCAGUGGUCCUAUGGCUGAAUGGUGGUCCUGGCUGUAGCUCCCUGCUUGGACUUCUCACAGAGCAUGGCCCAUUCUUGAUCCAACCUGAUGGAAGCACUUUACAGUAUAACCGCCAUUCUUGGAACAUGAAUGCCAACAUGCUUUAUUUGGAGUCUCCAGUAGGUGUUGGGUUUUCCUACUCAGAUAAGCAAGUAUACAGUACCAAUGACACAGAGGUUUCCUUAACCAAUUACCUUGCUCUGAAGGAAUUUUUCCUUUUAUUCCCAGAGUACAGUGGGAACAAUGUGUAUCUUGCUGGUGAAGGUUAUGGUGGUAUUUACAUUCCAGUACUGGCAGAGCUGGUGAUGAAAGAUCAUAGCAUAAAUCUGAAGGGGAUUGCAGUUGGCAAUGGACUUUCAAGCUACGAGUACAACCUGAACUCUCUUGUUUACUUUAUGUACUACCAUGGACUCAUAGGAGCCAGGCUAUGGACUGACCUGCAGAACUACUGCUGCUUUCAAGGAAAGUGUAACUUUUUUCAUAACAAGAAUGUAACCUGCACACUAACUCUUGAAGAAGUUAUUAACUUAGUAAAACAUCCAGGACUGAAUGUCUACAACCUUUAUGCCCCCUGUGAGGGAGGAGUUCCUGAAGAAGUCAGCUUUGAUGGAAACCAGUAUGCAGUUCAUGAUUUAGGGAAUGUAUUUUGGAAUUAUCACCUAAAACGUGACUGGAAAGAGCUUCAUGAUGUGGUGCAGAAGAUGAACGGUACAAGGAUGUUUCUUCCUUGUCAGAACUACACCGCUGUUUCCAUGUAUCUCAAUAAUCCAAUCAUCCGAAAAGUGCUGCAUAUAUCCGAAGAGUUUCCAAAAUGGGAGAUAUGCAGCAUAGAAGUGAGUCUCGCUUAUGAACAUUUAUAUAUGAAUGUUACUGAGCAGUAUCUGAAGCUUCUUGCUGCACAGAAGUACAGAAUUCUGGUUUAUAAUGGUGAUGUGGACAUGAUAUUCAACUUCCUUGGAGCUGAGUGGUUUGUGGAAUCCCUUCAGCAAGAGGAGAAACUCAAGUACCGGCCAUGGUUCUAUAGACAGGGCACCAAACAGAUCGGGGGAUUUGUGAAGGAGUUCAGAGAUUUGGCAUUCCUCACUAUAAAGGGAGCUGGACACAUGGUCCCUGCAGACAACCCUAAAGCUGCAUUUACAAUGUUCAGUCGCUUCAUUAACGGCAAGCCCUACUAAAGAAGCAUGGAUUACUGACUAGCUGGGUGUGGUAGUGGAAACAAAUUCAAGAAGCGACUAGGUUUUGCUUUAGUAUUCUCCAUUUUGUGCAGAGUGGAAACAGAUUUUCACUGAUAAUAUGACUCAUUACUUUCCUGUUUAUUUUUGCUAUGCCUUCUUCAAACAUGGUCUCUCCUGCAUGACAGCAUUAGCCCUGGAUAAGUUGUAGUACAAGCAUCAUAUUUAUUUUUAAUAGCAUCUUCCUUCUCAUCAUGGUUCUUUUUCAUGGAUUUGGUGGGUAAUUUCCUAAACCUCUCAAAGGGGCAGUAUAUGGACAAUGUACAGUCUCAUUCCUGAACACGGCGACUGUCUUAGUAAGGAAGCUGUGAUAUAUACUACUCAAAUCCUGUGUUGUGAUCCAUUCGGGGAGGGGCAAAGCUCUGUCAUUCAUCGGUGGAGGAAAGGCCUCACUUUCCCUCACUCAUACUCACUAGAUCUAGGCAGUUAUUUAAGCUUUAAGGUGUAUGUGCAGGUUUUAAAGAAUUUUAUUUUUAUGAUGCAGAUUGUCUAAAUGUGAAUGAGAGGUGGUGGUGUGGAAAAUAUGCAAGACAUUAAUUUGAUUAGCAGGUGCAUCUUAAUGUAUACGUAAAGCCAGGAUUCAGUGACGUGGUCAAUAUUAUGCACAAGUUGAAGCCAAAAUAUAUAAAGCACUGAAGGGUAUGUGACAAUUGCCACUUAACUUACAUAACAAUAUUUAUUGAAUUUAAUCAGUUUUAUUGUUAGUCUAAUGAAGUCUUUGUAUGAAAGAGGAAAAGAGCUUACUCUGUGUUUUUAUAAUAAUAGUUGGUUUGGAACCUGACAUUUAUCUGCAGUUUACCUUGGGAUAAGAACGUUUUUUAAUACAUCUAGGCAGAAAGCAUAAAUAAAUGUAAGUUACUGACAUGAUCUGGAAUGUAUGUAAUAGUAUGGCAGGGAUUUUAUGGAAUCUGGCUGUGUACUAUUCAUUGAACAAAAUGAAUAAUAUAGUGAAUAGUGUUGUUUCCACUUUCUGUUUAUGUAAAUAAACAGAUUUUCAUGUAAUAGCUAGAAUCUGUGCGCAUCAGCAAUUUUUGAACCCUUACCUUCUGCCCACACCACAUUUUUUUAAUACCCUCUUCUCUCUCUGUUUUAUAGAAUUCGUUAAGUAAAAGAUACAGAGACAAAGUUUUACUCAGUUGUUAAAUGCUUUAAUGUUUCCUAAAUGAACAGUUGUACAAUUUUAAUCACCUCUCUUCUCAGCAUGAGGCUUUUUUAUAUGUGCAACACUGGGAAAUCUCACUAUUACUUUAGUAAGCCUCUGCAGUAGGAAAAGCAGAUCCGUUCUGCCAAAACUGAAGACAGAUGUUUCUUCACAAACAGCAAGAGUUGUACCAGUGAAGCUGAUAAAAGAGGGGAAAACUUGCAGCUUGUUGUGACUUUGAACUCCACAAGUGGGUUUUAUUUAUGCUAUUUAUGUUUGAAGAUUUAUUUACAGUUGUAAAUAAAAUGCUAGUUGAGAA